Colias croceus (clouded yellow) is the source of this 436-nucleotide messenger RNA. RefSeq lists its product as uncharacterized. Lineage: Eukaryota; Metazoa; Arthropoda; Insecta; Lepidoptera; Pieridae. The transcript has a single exon. Bases 15 to 386 code for a protein of 123 amino acids. The record is from RefSeq and is a predicted model, not a curated record.
UGCAGAAACCAACCAUGAAAUUCUUAAUUGUAGUCGCUUUCGUCGCGGUAGCGUCUGCAGCAACUCUUCCCCAGAAGAGAAUCAGUCAAGCUGAUGCCGCCUCUCCCAUCCAAGUUGGACCCGCUGUCGUCGAACCUGUAGAAGAGAUUGGAGUUGGACCUGCUCUGAUCGACCCUGUCGAAGAAAUUUCUGUCGGACCCGCUGUCAUCGACCCUGUCGAAGAAAUCUCAGUUGGACCCGCUGUCAUCGACCCUGUCGAAGAAAUCUCAGUUGGACCCGUUGUUAUUGAGGAAAUCAACCCCCUCGCCUACCAAUAUCCUCUUGCCCAGGUCCUCGUUAUCGUUAACUCAGGUGAUUCCAACUCACUGACCAUCACUCAACCCUAAAUAUUUAGGCUUAUAAUGUAAGAUUUAAUAUGAAAUACUUACUUUAUAAA